ACAGGAGGAGAAUUCCCUACAAUGUCGGUUUAACCUUAACCACGUGGCCGACCUAGUCGUCUUCCCCGAACGAAUUUUUUUAGAAUUAUUCUUGAAAUCACCUGUACUUCCAUAUUUAGUCCUCGUAUUCACGUGCAUACAAAGAAUCUCUGGUCAAAAUGUCCUAAAUCAAAAAGCGUCAAACCCAAUUCUCCUCUCCUUCAUUUACAGAUCCAAGGUGGAGGAGGAGAUUUGAUUCUCAUACACAGUUGAAACUAUGGCGCAGAGUGUAUUGGUGACAGGUGGUGCGGGGUACAUUGGAAGCCACACCGUGCUUCAGCUAUUAUUGGGAGGAUAUAAACCCGUUUUGGUCGACAAUCUCGAUAACUCUUCCGAUAUUGCGAUCAAGAGAGUCCAAGAACUCGCUGCUGAAUAUGGCCACAACCUUUCCUUUCAUCAGGCUACAAUCUCAUCUGCAUGUGAUAAAGAAAUCCCUUCUGCUGUGAGGGAUUGUGAAAUUGUGAAGUAG
Ilex paraguariensis (yerba mate) is the source of this 508-nucleotide messenger RNA. Lineage: Eukaryota; Viridiplantae; Streptophyta; Magnoliopsida; Aquifoliales; Aquifoliaceae. The record is from the annotation of a GenBank genome assembly.